CAUUUAUGAACAACACGCUACAACCUAACGGUUAUACAUUUGCUUUUACUACAGCUGCAAAGUUUGGACAGCUCUAUCUUAAUUUCCAAGAAUUGGAUAAAAAUUUUCGUAUAAUUGCUUUUGUAAGACAAUUUGCAUUCUUUGUGGGAACUUUUAAUGAAAACGUCAUUCUUAAAUUAGUGUGUUUUAUACAAUACUUCUGAAAAUUAUUUAGAAGUAACUAAUUAAAGGAAGCCAGAUUGUGAUUGUGAGAAAGAUGUGUACCACUAAUUAUCACAAGGUUUGAUUGAUUAUAAUUUAUCCGUAAAAAUUACAUCUUGUAGAAAUGGGGCGACUUGGGACUUGGGAGACGAAAGUGGUGUUAACCUGGCAGCAAUCCAAGAUGCUACUUUGGCCCAAUAACCACUAACCAGGCUUACUAUCGGGAAUAAUCCCAUACAUGAGGCCCAAAAGAGGUGUUGCUAAUGGGCCAAUAGUUAAAUCUGCAAGGGUUUACAAAAAAAUAUUUUAAAAAAGGAGCGAGUUCAUUGUUCUAGGUUCUAAAACCCUACAAAAAUAUUGCCGUUUGAAGUACCAAACCCUGCAAAUCGCGUCUCUCGGCGGAACAAAGCUCCCGUACGGCGACAUGGAACCGGAGCUGGUAAUUGCCUCUUCUUCAGUCGACGCCGGCAUCGGCUGUUGGGACCUCGAAACGGGAGUUAAGCAGCCGCUCCACUACAAAUCCUGCGCCUCCACCCGCCACGGCCUUUCCGCCGUCGGCAGCCGCUUCCUCGCAUCUUCUCAGCUCCGAGACCCUAAAGUCAAAAAUGGUUUCAUUCACUACUGGUCUUGGUCCAAGCCGGGAGUGGAGGUGAAGAGCUUUCUGGCUGAGCCCGUAAAGCCCAUAGCUGCUAAUCCUGAAGGGACUUACAUUGUUGGUGGAGGGAUUUCCGGGAAAAUCUAUCUUUGGGAGACUGCUACUGGUAGAUUGUUGCUUGAGAGAUGGGAGGCGCAUCUCAGGCCGAUUACUUGCCUGGUAUUCAAUGACGACGGUUCACUUCUGGUUUCUGGGUCGGAGGAUGGCACUGUUAAAGUGUGGCCACUUUUGAAGGUGUUAGAUGAUAGAGAAACAGACAAACCAAGUCAUCGAUACUUGUAUAACUUUUCAGACCACACUAUGCCAAUAACUGACUUGGUUAUAGGUUAUGGAGGAUGGAAUGCAGUUAUUGUUUCAGCCUCCGAGGACCGAACUUGUAAGGUAUGGAGCUUAUCUAAGGGUGAAUUGUUGAGAAGUGUUGUGUUUCCAUGUAUAAUCAAUGCAUUAGUCUUGGAUCCUGCGGAAACCGUCUUUUAUGCUGGUGGUAAAGAUGGAAAGAUAUAUAUUGCUGCCCUUAGUGCUAGUAGUUCAUCCAGCAAAAGUCCUUGGUUGCACAUCAUUGGUUCGUUGUCUAGUGGAAGUAAGAACUUGAGCGACGCUGUGACUUCCUUAGCAUACAGUACCAGUAAGAACUGGUUGCUUGCUGGAUCAGAGGAUGGGUCAAUUCGAGUCUGGGAUCCCAAGAACAUGAACCUAAUUCGUGGAUUCCAUUAUGAAAAAGGUCCUGUGAACAAUCUGCAGGUCACAAGACGGCGAAAGUCUUCACUACCACCUCCACUGCAGAAAUUCCAAGCGUCGAAAGAUGACAAGUCAUUAACAGAUGCUGUCAUUGCCCUGCCGCAUACUAACAGUAAUCGUCUUGAGGCUGCAUAUGUCACCUCUCCUUUGAUCGACAACCAACUCAUAGAACUUCAGCAAAAGGGUUCUUCAGCUGCGGCCGAAAUGGGAGUGGCAAAGCUGAAGCAUGAUCUUGCAGAUUCUAGACAAAUGGUGAAGAGAUUGAAGACAACCUACGAGAGUCUGCAUAAAUUCUGCAUGGACGAGAUAUUGGAGGGUGAUGGCCCCCCGAAAGGCGUCGACUUCACCUCCAUCAGCACCCUUGUGAAAUCGCGCUUCUUGCAACUCGGGUUGGUGGCAAAGCAUGCGUCUACCUCAAAGAAAGGUGGCAAAAAGACCGGUGGAGUGACCAAAACCACUUCAUCAAAGGAUGCAAGCUCAAACAAAGCCAACACUGCCCUCGCUGAAAUUGAGGCGGCCGCCCCCCCGAUUAGCAAAGGACAGGGGCGCCCAAGCCGUAAGGUGAAAUCCCCAAGAAGGAUUCAGCCGAACAAGGUUCCCAGUCCCCAGGCGCUGGAGCCUUUAGGCGAUUUACUAGAAACGUGGGAUGCGCCUCAUGCCACCGAACUUGCAGACGUUCAGGCGCCUGUGGUAGACCUUCUCGCAGGGUCCGAUCUGCCCGAAGAUGACGAGCCGUUGGCCGUCCGGAAGAAGAGGAAGGCAGAGGGCGCCCAACACGAUUCGGGUAAGCGCCUACACUUGUCGGGCGAUGCAGAGGUGCCGGAGGGUUUGGAGAAGUGGCUUCAACCUCCGAAGCACAAGGUGAAUAUUGUUUGCUCUAACCGGUCGGCACUGGAACGAGGCGCCGCCCUCAACAUGGUUUUGACCGCUGGGGACGUACUCCUGGCGCCCCAAGACUUAGAGGACGCCGAUCCUUGGGGUGAGGUGGCGCGGAUAAACGCCCAUACGAUGCUGGUGGCGAAAAAAGGAAUAAUGGAGCGCGAGGCGCUACGUGCCGCGCCCAAUGAGGCGACCACCUCGCUCAGUGUGGCCCAAGAUAAUCUCGCGACGACUCAGAGGCGCCAAGAGGAGCUCGUCCAGAUGUGCAACGAUGCAGAAUUUGAGGCCGUGAAGAGCGCCUCUCUUGUGCAAAUCAAGAUUGAUGAAGAGAGGCAGCGGUUGCGCGAAGAAUAUGAGGCGCAGCUCGAGAAUGAGAAGAGGGCGCAUGCGGAGACGAAGGUUAGGCUGGAGAAGGAGAAGGCUGACUUAGAGAACGAGGUAGCCGCCCUGAGGAGCGAGAUGGACAUUCUUAAGGAAGAGAAGGGCGCACUGAAGAAAGACAAUAAGUAUUUGCGCAAGGAGAAUAAGAAGCACUUGGCUGAGAUCCAUGCGCUUAGGGAGGAGAAGCAGGCGCUCGAGACGGAGAUGGAGGUGUUCGAGGCCCAAUCCGCAGAUUUCGCGAAGUCUAGUGCUGGCCAGGCGCUCAAGGCUGAUGCUGCUCUAAACAGCAUGCUGAUUUUGCAAAUGAAGCUUGCCUCCGACCAUCCCGACAUCGAUUGGAACAUUCAGUCCAUGGUGGGUUUCGUCAUCUCCUACAUGGAGAGCGGGCGCCCUGUGGUAGACGAGGUGUCUGCUGAUAGUGAGGGCAAUGACGACUCGUCCUCCGACUCCGAGAAUGAGGCAGCGGAGUAAUGGCCAAGACAUGUACAUUUCAAUAAUUCUGUUAUGUGUGCGGUCUGUGUUCCAUGUAGUGGUUAUAGGCGCCUAAUAACUUUCCUUGCUUUGC
Messenger RNA from Linum trigynum, 3419 nucleotides. Lineage: Eukaryota; Viridiplantae; Streptophyta; Magnoliopsida; Malpighiales; Linaceae. The record is from the annotation of a GenBank genome assembly.